ACGGCGACGCGGCGGCGCGAGACGCGUCCCUUUAUUUCUUCUUUUUCUAGUCAGCUUCUGUUAUUCUGAACGUCUACAAAGGGCUUCAUCCCUCAAUUCUUCCACCAAAAUGGUGGAACUGUGCGAACUGCACAUGAUGCCUGAAGAGGAUCAAUGGCCCGAUGACAUUGAUGCUCGAAUCGCUGCUCUCAACUUUUGUGGAGAAGAUUCGAUGCUCUUUGAAUCAGUUGAUCCUUCUGUAUCAACUGAUUCUUUAGACUCUCAACAGUUUCGAGAGAGAUGUCAAAUGAAAAAAGAAGAUUUUCAAUUAGCAUUCGCAGACUCUGGACAUUGGCAAUCAGGUAUAAAUGAUAAUCUGACAACUUGGGGUCGGAUUCGGACAUCUGAACCAUUGGAUGAACGUACUGCCAGUGCUCCAGAUGUUUGGAAUGUAAAAAGAAGUGAUAGUGCUCGAUCACCAAAUCGUCCAAAUUCACUGAUUGCCAACUUUGUUUCCGGAGAUGCUACUCGAUUCGUCGAUGUAAAUGAUAAUGAAAUUCGCGAGGCAAAUGAAGAAAUAAUUCGUAAAGAUCGUUGGAGAAGAGAUUCAGCGAGACGAUGCUCAUCUGGAGGACAAAAUCAGAAACGAACAUUUGCGGAUAUUCUGGAAAAGAAUGUAACAGCACCAACUUCAAUGGCAAUCACAUCGUCUGAUAAUGAAAAGCCUCCGAAAUUAGACUUCCUGGCAAUGCAUCAUGAGAUGCCAUCUCUCUGCGAGUCAUUCACCGCUUCGUUCCGUGAUGCUAUUAUUAAAAUGCAGAAAUGUGAGCCACUACCGUCGAUUACUUCAACCAAUGAUUUUCCGCUCUUCUUUCAAGAAGACUCUCCCGACUCAGGACUCGGUUGUAGUGGUCCGAGCCACAUUGAAGAUUGGCAAUCUCUAUCUGUUCUUCUGCCCAAACACGUCGCAGAAGCAUGUUCAUUCUUCAAGAGCAACACCCAAUUAUUAACAUCAAGUACAUCAAAAACAGCACCCCAAACAUCAACAAACAUCGUAUCAAAUUGCAUUGAUCGCCGUAUCUCUGGUAUUUCAGCAUCAGCAAAUGAAGCAUGUCGAACGUGUUAUCGAGUACGAAGGAGGAUACACCCACCAGUUUGGGCUCAAACUGCCCAAUCAAAGACGGUUCUUUGUGACUGCGCAUCAACACCCACGGAUACGAAUUUCUCAUUUGCACCAACAACUUCAACGACUCGCCAUCAACUGCGCGCAAAAGAGCUCUCAAUUGUCGGAUUGCCGAUUUAUGCAGCAAAGCGGACACUCGUUGAGAAUGUUGUUGAAGGCGUUGCUGCAAUUUCAAGAGGGGAUGGAAGUGAUUUGCUUGUCAUCGCCAUGAGAUGCUUAAUUGAAGAUGGUCUUCAAGAAAAUGUAUCGGCAUGGACAAUGAUUCAGACGGUUACCUCAAAAGGCCCAGCUACAAAAGAUGUUCAUUCAAUUGUAAAACAAUUGGAAGAAUGUUCAAAGACUGACAACGUCAAAGUUGAAAUCUUCUUUGAGGAGCUUAUCAGAGAAAACUCAUUGGACUGCUGGCUGUGCUAUAUUGUGUUGAAAGAGAAGGUGCUGAAAACAUUGUAUUCUGAAAAUGCAUUCCUUCUUUCUGCGAGUUCUGAAUACAGAACUCUUCUUUGGAGAAUGGUCGACAGUUUGUCUCUUUUGCCAGUGAUCGAAGCUCGCAGUGAUUCAGUUCACCAACAGUUCAAAUCAAUGCAACAAUGGGGCGGAGCAUCCAGAAUAGCUUCUGACUCAAGAGUUCCAAAGAGUUCAUCGUUCCCAGCAAGAUUAUCAACUGCUCCAUCAAGAAGAUCAAGGAUACCAUUGUCAACAAGUCGCAUCAGUAUCAGCUCAACAACUUCAACACCUCGAUCAGCUCGAUCACCUUCAACGACAUCUCGUAUUCGAGUUGCAUCUAUAAUGGGUGACUUCACACUUGCCAAUUUCUCCCUCUCAGACGGAGAAAAAGUUAGUGUUCUAUCAACUCGUGGAGGACUUGCUCGAUGUGUCCGUUUAACGACUUCUCAUUCAAAAAUCAACAAUGGAGUUAUUCCGAUUGAACAUCUUCUUUUCCAGUGAACACUCUGUACUUUAUUUUUUUCUUGAACUUUAAUUUUUUUCCGAUGCUUCAUAUAAUUCUAGUCAUGCCACCCAAUUCAACCGAGUUUGAUCCCCCAUCCCAUGCAUUCAUCGUUUUCCCUCAAUGAUACUCAUUUCUUUUUCAUGUUCAACUGAAUUCAUGAAAAAUGUUUGAAAACUUUCAAAUAUUUUUUUGAAUUUAAAAGUCAUUAGAUAGCCUCUCUUUUCCCUCCGGUUUCCUCCAAUUUUGCUCCUUCUAUCUUCGUAUAGAAGAAAAUUGCUUUAUUUCCUUCCUUUUUCAGCUAAAAUCGAGGCAACUAUUGGAUUCUUUGCAGCUUGCCAAAACAUUAUUCAAUAACAAAAACGAAAAUGUUUAUUUGUAUUUUGGAAUAGAGCCAAUCGGAUUUGUAUUGUUUUUGAAAAUAAACAAUAAAUAAAAUGCAUUU
Molecule: messenger RNA, 2553 nt
Organism: Caenorhabditis elegans
Lineage: Eukaryota; Metazoa; Nematoda; Chromadorea; Rhabditida; Rhabditidae
Gene: unc-14
Product: RUN domain-containing protein
Exons: 10
Coding region: 110-2107 (665 amino acids)
Source: RefSeq, marked reviewed